UGGCAUCCCGAUUACCGGUUUCCGGUCUGUGUCCGGCACGGGGCUCGCAGAGCCACGUAACGGACGGGGGCUGGUCUGCAGCCAUGGCGGAUCGGAAGGCCAAUGGUGGCGGAGCGUCCGCCUCCUCGUCGGGCACUAACUUACUCUUCUCCUCCUCGGCUACGGAGUUCAGCUUCAACGUACCCUUCAUCCCCGUCACGCAGGCCGCCGCCUCCCCGGCUUCCCUGCUCUUAUCCGGAGAUGACUCCACAGACGUUGGGGAGGAGGACAGCUUCCUUGGCCAGACUUCUUCUCACACACCCACCCCACAGACGUUCAGUUACUUCUCUCAGGCAUCAGGCAGCAGUGAUCCUUUUGGGAACAUUGGACAGUCACCCUUAACGACUACAGCCAUGUCAGCUGGGCCAUCACCAUAUUCCAAGCCCCCAGCCACACUUCCUUUUACAACUGGGUCCCAAGAUGCGCAGACUGCAUUUCCACCAUGUGUUUCCACAGCUCACUAUGGUGCUUCCCCUGCCUCACAGAUGGGAAGAGAUACCUAUUUGCCUUCUCAGCCAAGUAGUCUCCCUCCAAAUUUUGGGAGCCCCCCACAAGGGAUUCCUCAGCAAGGACAUAACCCGUAUCGCCACACUCCUAUCAGUAGCCGGGUGAAUCCCUAUAUUACACCUCCACAACUGCAGCAGUGUCAGACGCCAGGCCAUCCCUCCUACCCGCUGCCUUCUGGACCCCCUGUGCAGACAUACCAAAUGCCACCAGGACCAUUGCCACCGCCUCCUGCAGCAGUGCAGUCGCCAGCGCAGCAGCAGAUGCCUGCCAGGGCCGCGGGCCCCCUUGUCCAGGGGCCGGUGCCUCUUAUGCUUCAGAGCCACUAUGAGCCUGUUCAGCCCCACUGGUUUUACUGCAAGGAAGUAGAAUAUAAGCAGCUAUGGAUGCCCUUCAGUGUGCUUGACUCUUUGAAUCUUGAAGAGGUGUAUAAUUCAGUGCAGCCAGAUCCUGAGAGUGUGGUUCUAGGCACGGACGGAGGGCGCUAUGACGUCUACCUCUAUGACCGCACGAGGAAGUCUGUGUACUGGGAAGAGGAGCCAGCUGAAGUGAGACGCUGCACUUGGUUUUACAAGGGGGACACAGAUAGCAGAUUUAUUCCCUAUACAGAGGAGUUCAGUGAAAAACUAGAGGCAGAGUAUAAAAGAGCUGUAACCACGAAUCAGUGGCACCGCAGACUCGAGUUCCCGAGUGGAGAGACCAUCGUGAUGCACAACCCAAAGGUUAUUGUCCAGUUCCAGCCUUCUUCAGUGCCGGAUGAGUGGGGAACGACACAAGAUGGACAGACAAGGCCCAGAGUUGUAAAGCGUGGAAUUGAUGACAACCUUGAUGAAAUUCCUGAUGGGGAAAUGCCUCAAAUUGACCAUUUGGUGUUCAUGGUGCAUGGCAUUGGGCCUGUGUGUGACUUGCGUUUUAGAAGCAUUAUUGAAUGUGUGGAUGAUUUUAGGGUGGUUUCUCUCAAGCUGCUGCAGACACACUUCAAGAAGUCUGUAGAUGGCGGGGAGGUCAGCAGAGUGGAGUUCCUUCCAGUUCACUGGCACAGUGCCCUGCGUGGGCAUGCCUCAGGGGCUGACAGGAAUAUCAAGAAAAUUACUUUGCCAAGUAUUGGUCGGUUCCGGCACUUUACCAAUGAAACUCUGUUAGAUAUCUUAUUUUAUAACAGCCCUACCUUCUGUCAGUCGAUUGUGGAGAAAGUGGGAGUGGAGAUAAACCGACUAUACUCGCUCUUUAUGAGUCGGAAUCCAAACUUCAAAGGAAAGGUCUCCGUUGCUGGUCACAGUUUAGGCUCUUUGAUACUGUUUGACAUCUUGUCUAAUCAAAAAGAUACGAGCAUCUCUAAGUCUCCGGGGUCUGUGCCUGUUUCUAAUGGAGUUAUGAAACAGCCAAGUUUUCAGGAAAGGCAGAUCCCUGAAGACUCAAAGUUGGUGUCAGAUGAACCGUGUGACCUUGACGUGGAAAACGAAGAACCCUUAACUUUGCAUGGAACCCUGGAAGCACUCAGCCUGUUUGAUUAUAUUAGCACUUUUGAGAAGGAAAAGAUUGAUAUGGAAUCUCUGCUGAUGUGCACAGUGGACGACCUGAAGGAGAUGGGGAUACCCCUCGGGCCCCGGAAGAAGAUAGCCAACUUCGUAAAGCUCAAAGCAGCCAAACUGGAGCAGAAAAAAGCAGCAUCAGAAAAGAAGGCGGCGAUGGCUGCUUUGACAAAAGGACAAGAUGAGAGUUCUCAAAAAACUAAGGAAAUGGCUUCUCCCUCUUCAGAAUCAAAUGAGUCAAAGAGGAAGCUUUCAGUUGGGGCCUAUGUGUCAUCUGUACAAGUUGGGUAUGAGUCUUUUGAAGUCGGCACAGGACAGGUUUCUGUUGCUUACAACUCAUUAGACUUUGAACCGGAAAUUUUCUUUGCCUUGGGAUCUCCACUUGGCAUGUUUCUCACGAUUCGAGGUGUGGACAGGAUUGAUGAGAACUAUCGCCUCCCUACCUGCAAAGGCUUCUUCAAUAUUUACCAUCCGCUCGACCCAGUGGCGUACAGAUUAGAACCCAUGGUGGCUCCAGAUUUGGACCUAAAAGCCGUUCUCAUUCCACAUCACAAAGGCAGGAAGAGGCUUCACUUAGAGUUGAAGGAAAGCCUUUCUCGGAUGGGAUCCGAUUUGAAGCAGGGCCUUCUCAGCUCUCUGAAAAGUGCUUGGCAGACAUUCAACGAGUUUGCGCGUGCUCACACCUCUACUACUCAGUUGCAGGAAGAGUUGGAGAAGGUGGUCAAUCAAAUCAAAGAGGAGGAAGAAAAGCAAGUGGUUGAAGCAGAAAAGAUUGCUGAAAGUCCAGAAUUUUCCAAGGAUGAGGACUACUUAGGAAAGGUUGGAAUGUUAAACGGAGGCCGCCGGAUUGAUUAUGUUCUUCAAGAAAAACCAAUAGAGAGUUUUAAUGAAUAUCUUUUCGCUCUUCAGAGUCACUUAUGCUAUUGGGAAUCUGAAGAUACUGCCCUCUUGUUACUUAAGGAAAUUUAUCGAACAAUGAACGUUAGUCCGGAGCAGCCCCAGCAUUGAGCGGACUAGCACUUUACCAGGAAGUCCCAGCAUGAGUGUCACGCUAUGCAGCUCUUAGUGGCUAAUCCCUCUCUGCAUCUGUGAUGGAUAACAGAAAAGUGACUCAGCGACAGUUACCGACACAGUCCUCAGAUGUAGGGAUUCAUCUUAAAGGCACAGAACAGAAAGAUACUGAAAAAAAAUCAGUACCACAUUUGGGAAGUAUUGAAGAAAAACUCCAACCAUAAAGUGAUGCUGUGCAAAAUUCUCAGAUCUGUUUUGUUUCAUAGUUAUCAAAAUUAAGUGUAUCCUAAUGAAGAGAUAUUUGUAGCAUGCAAAUGGUUAUUUCUAUUUCUUAAAACUAUUGUUAAUGGGCUAUUAAACUUAUAUUUUUCUUUGUAUUAACUCAAUAUGUUAUUUUCCUUUAAAUAUGGACUUCUUGAGAAACGAUAGUAACAUGAUUUUUAAGAAACUUAGGCUGGGCUCGGUGUGUGGCACACGCCUCUAAUCCUAGCACUCAAAAGGCAGAGGCAGGCGGAUCUCUGAGUUCGAGGCCAGCCUGGUCCUGGACAGUCAGGACUACAUAGUGAUAAGACACCUAUGCUGUACUUUAGAUGUGACUGCUCUAGGUUGCCCUGGUGCACUUGUUUCUGCUUGUGACAAGGCAGUACCAAGCCUCCUCAUCCCAAGCUGACCUGAGCUAUUAUGAAGCUGAGUGCCAUCAGCGAGAGCCUAAUUGCAGAAGGAAUGAAGCACUUUUUUCCCCAGAAAUCCUGUGAUGAUUUGACCUGUCCUGACAUGUCCACAUCCUCUGGGAGAUGAGCCAAUGUCAGCUUUCAUUGUGAGCAAAGGUUUCUGUGCCAGCACUCAGCGACUGAGGUCCGGUUAACGUGAGAGCCAAAGUGGAAGCUUUUGUUCUUUUGGUUUAAUUUUACUUGCACCAAAGUGUUUGGAAGGAUGGAGUUACUGCUUGUGGGAUGUAGAGCUGCUUGGUGACGACUGCGCUGUAGCAUCAUCUUGUUUACUAUAAACUCUAAUGCUUU
Molecule: messenger RNA, 4105 nt
Organism: Acomys russatus (golden spiny mouse)
Lineage: Eukaryota; Metazoa; Chordata; Mammalia; Rodentia; Muridae
Gene: Sec23ip
Product: SEC23 interacting protein
Exons: 19
Coding region: 84-3083 (999 amino acids)
Biological process (GO): endoplasmic reticulum to Golgi vesicle-mediated transport
Cellular component (GO): COPII-coated ER to Golgi transport vesicle
Molecular function (GO): metal ion binding; protein binding
Source: RefSeq, a predicted model, not a curated record